CAUCGUCACUCUUGGAAGCAGCCGAGUGUCCUCCAGGCAGCACGUCCUCCCGAUGAUCGAGUGUUCUGGAAGACUCAUCAACCCAUACCGCCGCCACAUCGAGUGAUGCCACGCAAGGUCUCGUUGGACCCAGUCCAUAACAAUGGCCGCCCAAUCCACCCUCCGCCAUCCCCAACCCACCGAUCGCUUCUCACGCCUCUUCGACCGCCUGUAUGAGAAGCUCAUCACCUCCGUCGACUCAUGGCAACACCGCAGUCCUCGCUCGAAGCGGACGACGCGCCUCAUCGCCGCUCUCGCCCUUACCCUGACCAUCAUCACCACCAGCUAUGGCGGCUACAGAUACCGAAGACGGAAGCGGAAGGAAAGAGAAGAAGGACGCACACUGGUCCGCAUGAAUAGCAGUAAGAAGCUGGACGAUGGCACACGGGUCAUCUACGUCCCCUACAAAGAUGGACAGACGAGAAGGGUCACAAUCCAUCCCACCAAGGCCACAACAUUCGAUGCGCAUCGGAGACUCUUCCUCAACCCACCCGUGCAAACAGGCAUGGUCCGAGAUCCGUCUCUGGGCGUGCCGUCAUCAAGCAUCAAACCCGGGAUGAACCUGGCCUUCUUGCAUCAAUACAUGAGUCUGAUGAGCAUCAUGGUGCCGAGAUGGCGAAGCAAGGAGUCCGCUCUGCUCGUAAUGCUGUCCGUGUCUCUUAUCGCGAGGACCUGGCUUUCCAUCUUCACAGCGAAGCUCGAGGGUCGUAUCAAUGGCGACUUGGUCGCGGCGAAAGGUCGUCCAUUCCUCAAAAGCCUCUGCUUGUUCCUCGGCGUUGGGAUCUUGGGAGCCAGCGAGAACCACUACAUCAAAUAUUUGCAAGCAAAGGUCAGCAUUGCUUUCCGAACUCGUCUGACCAGAUACAUCCACGAUCUAUACGUCAACCCGAGCAUGGCUUAUUAUAAGUUGCAUAAUCUGGACGGGGGAGUUGCACAUGCCGAUCAAUACAUCACACAAGACGUGACGCUCUUCUGCGACCAAGCCGCCAGUUUAUUCUCUUCCAUUGGAAAGCCGCUGGUCGAUCUGUUUGUCUUAAACUUUCAGCUCUAUCAUUCCCUCGGUCGCUUCGGUGUGGCUGCAUUGUUGACAAACUACUUCACCACUGCAACACUGCUUCAGAACAUGGCCCCUCCCUUUGGCCGCCUGAAGGCGCUCGAAGGCCUCAAAGAAGGACAGUUCCGAGCAUUACACUCUCGUCUCAUCGCGAACGCCGAAGAGGUCGCUUUCUAUGCUGGAGGUCCUACAGAGAAAGUCCAAUUGGAGCGGGGGUUCAAGGAGCUUCGCACUGUCAUGCAGGGCCUCUAUAAAGUACGCGUGGCGUACAACAUGCUGGAAGACUUUGUGAUCAAGUACUGCUGGUCUGCGUCGGGAUAUCUGAUUACAAGCAUUCCCGUCUUCCUGCCUAUGAUCACGCAACUGGCGCACGAUAGAACAACAGCAAGGGACACGGGCAAAGCGAGACUACCGCCCACCACCGACGACUCCUCCUCCUCAAACCGCAUGACACAAUUCGUCACGAACAAGAAUAUCAUGCUCAACCUCGGCGACGCUGGCAGUCGCCUCAUGUACUCGAUGAAAGACCUCUCCGAACUCGCCGGCUACACGUCGCGAGUCUUCACCCUCGUCAGCACCCUCCAUCGCGUCAACGCAAACGCAUACUACAAACCCCGGAAUCGGUAUCCAGAGUUGUACAGCCUAGCAGAUGUCGACGGCACGCUAGCGAAAAGCUUCGACGGCGUGCGGCUGGAGAACGUGCCCGUAGUAGCACCCGCCUUGUUCCCCAUGGGUGGCGAAGAGCUCAUCGAGAGCCUGACUUUCCAAGUCAAAGCAGGCGACCACGUUCUAAUCACCGGUCCAAACGGCGCAGGCAAAAGCGCCGUCGCACGCAUCGUAGCAGGCCUCUGGCCCACCUUCCGCGGCAUCACCGCCCGCCCCCGCGUCACAGGCGAAGACGGCAUCAUGUUCAUCCCGCAGCGCCCCUACCUAACCGUCGGUACCCUGCGCGACCAAGUCAUCUACCCGCACACAGAAAUGGACAUGCAACAAGCGGACCGCCGGGACGCGCAGCUGCAAAUCAUCCUCGAGCAGACGCGGCUCGGGUACUUGCCUGAGCGAGAGGGCGGGUGGGACACGAAGAAGACGUGGAAGGAUGUGUUGUCGGGGGGCGAGAAGCAGCGCAUGCAAAUUGCGCGCUUGCUGUAUCAUGAGCCGCGGUAUGCUUUUAUUGACGAGGGGACGUCGGCCGUCAGCUCGGAUGUGGAGGGUUUGCUGUAUGAGACUUGUAAAGGGGUUGGGAUCACACUAAUCACCAUCUCCACCCGCGCAUCGCUCAAACGCUACCAUGACUUCACCCUUACGCUUGGCUUGGGCGAUGACGCGAGCGGGUACGAAUUCCAGCGCAUUGGAACGCAGAGCGAGAGGGAGAGUGUCGAGGCGGAAGUGCGGGAGCUGCGCGACCGACUCGCGCAUGUGGAAGAGUGGAAGCGCAGACGGGAUGAGAUUGACGAGGAGCUGAAGCAAGUCUGGACGGUGGAAAAAGAGGAAGAGGCCCCUGAGGAGCCCGAGUCCAACGCGACGGAGGGGCAGAUUUGAAGUCAGGAAGGGCGU
Messenger RNA from Neohortaea acidophila, 2647 nucleotides. RefSeq names its product putative ABC transporter. Gene Ontology annotation, molecular function: ATP binding; ATP hydrolysis activity; ABC-type transporter activity. The coding region runs from base 143 to 2632 and encodes 829 amino acids. Gene Ontology annotation, cellular component: peroxisomal membrane. Gene Ontology annotation, biological process: peroxisome organization; long-chain fatty acid import into peroxisome; fatty acid beta-oxidation. The record is from RefSeq and is a predicted model, not a curated record. Lineage: Eukaryota; Fungi; Ascomycota; Dothideomycetes; Mycosphaerellales; Teratosphaeriaceae. The transcript has 2 exons.